Aureobasidium namibiae CBS 147.97 is the source of this 1554-nucleotide messenger RNA. RefSeq lists its product as uncharacterized. NCBI's taxonomy places the organism in Eukaryota, Fungi, Ascomycota, Dothideomycetes, Dothideales, Saccotheciaceae. The transcript is spliced from 2 exons. The record is from RefSeq and is a predicted model, not a curated record. Bases 1 to 1554 code for a protein of 517 amino acids.
AUGUCUUUCGAUCCUUCUACCAAUGGAAAUACAUCCAGACUUCUUCCUCAGCCCGGAUCGCUGGAGUAUAUAAACAGGCCAAAUCCCGUCGAACCUAGUGACUUCAGCCAUGGCAUUUUUGAUGGAAGUACCCGCGAACUUGACCGGACGACUAACGAGCAGCUACACCCGUUUCUGCUGGGUGACCGACUGCGCCAACGUAAUGAUCUCGGACCAGAUCCAACAAGGUUUGCUAGACGCUCACCUCAUCAGUCGUCUGCGUCUUCGAUCGCUGCCGUACUCAAUGAUGAGACUUCACCUCCUCGAUCAGGCGAGCAUGCGUCCCACAGGCGAGACGUUGAACAGGCAGUCUUCACAUUGCCAAAAUUGCCAACGAAACGACAUGCGAAGCGGCACCGUGUUCCUCCUGUGUUGCAGGGUCUCCAUCAUCCUCCACCCGACGCUGGACUGUUGCCUUCGAUCAGCACAGAAGAGGCACAAGUCUUCCUGUCCACAUCCCGAGGCAGUAAGCCUGCAGCCAAUGCAGCUUCCGCUGACGAGACUACUUCUACUGUUGUUCAGCAGGAGCCUGUGCUAUCUGCUGAAACAACUCAAGGGGCCUCGCAUAAACGUUCCAGACGCAAUUUGUGGACCGAUCAGGAGACGAACAAUCUCCUGGCAGGUGUAUCUAGAUUCGGCAUUGGCAACUGGAAGAGAAUAUUGCUCUGUCCAGACUAUCAGUUCCACAAACGGACCGCCGUAGACCUCAAGGAUAGAUUUAGAGUCUGCCGUCCUGAGGCUUAUGGCGGUGCGAGGAAAACUCGAAAGGCCAAGAGAGUGUCCUCGGAGGAGGCUGCAACCACCAAGACCUCCAAGAGAGCAAAGACAGCAGAGCCAACCCCACCAGAGCCCCCAAAAGAAGACGAACCUCAGCCCGAGCAGGUCAACACUACAGACCAAACUCUAUGGAAAGCACAACGACGACCGAGACGGAACUUUACAAACGAAGAGGACCAAGCUCUACUCAAAGGCUUUCGAGAACAAGGCCCCUCUUGGGUCUCCAUUGCCAAAGAUGAAGCAUUUCGAGAACACGGCAGAACACCAACAGACCUGCGCGAUCGACUUCGAACAAAGUUCCCCGAAAAGUACGCACAAGCCGGCCUAGCAUCUCGACCAACUGUUCCCAAGCCAGCCAAACGGACUCGAGCUACACGAGAAGAGCCAGGAAAGUCUGUAGAGCCAGCACAAACAACCACGCCGACCCCUAUAGUCACGAAGGAUAGUCGACCCAAGCCGCCACUUGAUAGACUAGAAAGAACGACCUCACGGACUGGUCCCGCGUACACUUUGCCUCUACCGAGUAUUGGAGACGACUCUCUGUCCACUUUUGGCUAUCCGGAUGACGACGAGGAUGCAGAUCCGAUCGUGCUGGAUCGCAGUAUCAUGGACUGGGCCAACAGCAAUGUGUCGCAGAUCAAUCGGCAGUCACAUACUCAGGUAGCUGACAGCAGUCAUCCAUUUCCUGGCAUCGAUCCUCUAGUCACGUUGAAGUUGCCCAAACCUGGUUUCUUCUGA